This is a messenger RNA of Ceutorhynchus assimilis (cabbage seed weevil), 2677 nucleotides long. NCBI's taxonomy places the organism in Eukaryota, Metazoa, Arthropoda, Insecta, Coleoptera, Curculionidae. The record is from the annotation of a GenBank genome assembly.
UGGAAUUUAAAUAACUGCCUACUUGACGGCUACAUUGCCGUAAACUAUGGAAAAUAUCACUUUACGUUUUAUUAUUGCUUUCGUGCCAUGGCACUUAUGGCAGUUAAUAUUAUUAUGAUUACAUUUUAUGAAAAUGAUUGUUGAAUUUUAUGCGUCGACGAUGGAAUAAUUUUUAAACAGUUAACUUCUGGUCUUCUGCAGCUUGUUUUUGCAUAAACAUCGAGUUUGAAUUUGAAUAUCUCAUGUUUUGAUCGAGGAGCAAAAGCAGGUAGGUACAUUGAGCAAGAUAUUUUCUAUUGAUUGAUAAUAUAUACAAAUUGUUUUUAAUUAUUAUAUAUAGGUAUUAAAGAGUCUUCCUAGUAGUUACAAAUUUAUAAAUAGGUAGGUAGGUAUAUAUUGCAAAAGCCAGCGUAGGUAUUUUUAGAGCUUUUAACCGGCAUCUGCACUAAAAAUAGACCAUAACACCAAUAGCAUAGCAGUUGUAAACUGAAUUACCGUUAAUUUUACUCAAAACAUGUCUGAUAAGUCAUUUCAAGAUUUGACUUAUAGAAAUACUUGCAGUGAAAAAACUCUUCAGUCAAAUUCCAAGGGUUUUUUCUUGAAUUUCGCCGAUUAUCUAGCAAAUGAAGCUGGAGAUGAUUGGAUUAGAAAUGUUUUUGGAAAACUACAUACGGAUGAACAGAGAAUCAAAUGUAUAUAUACAUCACAAAAAACUGCGGAAUUGGUAACAAAUUUUCUUUCUAAUGUCAAGGAAGUUUAUAGAAACAAAAAUGCGGAGUUGUCUCAAAAAAAGCGUUUGGAAGGCGAAGCUUUUUUGAAGAAAAACGAAUAUACAAAAGCUCUAUUGGCUUUUUGUCAAAGCGUCUUGAGAGCUCCAAGUAAUAAUAAAAAAUGCCUUGAGUCAACCGCAUCCUUGUCGUUGGCCUUAUGGGGAAGAUCAAAAGCCAACAUGAAGUUGCACAAGUUUUCAAAAGCGCUUGUCGACAUUCAGCAAGCUUUGAAAGAAGAUUUAUCCGAGUCAUAUAAAGCAGAGGCUUUUUGGAAUAUGGGAAUAUGUUAUGCUAGUAUAGGUGAAGCCAAUAAAGCUACAGUAUCUUUUGGGCUGGCUGAAAAACUUCUGCGAGGCUAUGAUGAGAAACUACACUUGCUAACUAAAGAAAAACAAGAAACUUGUCAUAUCAAAGAAAAAGAAAAUAUUUUGACAGAUACACCGAAGAUCCAAGGAAAGUGCAACAACAAUCUUCCAAGUGCAAGCGACAAACUUUCCAUAAAGAAAACAGAAAACAUGGGCAGGUAUAUUGUAGCUAAUGAAAAGAUUAUCACUGGAGAAACUUUGGUAGUGGAAAGCCCUCACGCAGCUUGUCUCCUGCCCGAAAUGUUUGGAUCUCAUUGCCACCAUUGUUUUCAAAUUUUAAAAUCACCAUUUGGCUGCUAUGAUUGCGCCAGUGUGGCCUUUUGUUCUGUAGAAUGCAGGGAUAAAGCCCUAUCAACGUACCAUCGUUUCGAAUGUAAAUACCUGGAUUUAUUAAUUGGGUCUGGGAUGAGUAUAUUGGGGCAUACUGCCUUGAGAAUGAUUACUCAAAAUGGUUUGGAAAAGUGUUUAGAAAUUUAUGAUAAUCGAGAUAAUGAAAGAGUAUAUAAACUCUGCACUAAUUCACAACUUCGUCCCCCGAAUGAUUUUUUACAAAGAACAUUAAUGGCCUCAUUUUUACUAAGAUGCCUUCAAAAGUCCAACUUCUUCGGAUCUUCUAAUAAAAAUGUCACACCAACCGAAACUGAAUACAAAGUUGGAGAAAUGCUUUUAUUCAACUUACAAAUGUUGCAAUUUAAUGCACAUGAAAUAUACGAAACAAGGCACGCUCCAAAUUCAAGAAUAAAGACUUCAAAGCCUGCUUAUAUUGGAGUUGCAGUGUACUUAACGGCUUCUUUGUUCAAUCAUGACUGCCAUCCCGCUCUAUCAAGACACUUUGUAGGAAAAGAUAUAGUUCUCACUUCUACGAGACCUCUUGAACCGAACGAGCUGGUUCCAGAAAAUUACGGUCCCAUAUUUUCAAGAAAAUCCUUAGCUGACCGAAAAAGAUCAUUGUCUUCCAGAUAUUGGUUCGACUGUCAAUGCUUAGCUUGUCAACAGAAUUGGCCUACAAUCGGACAAGGAUUAGAGGCUGUUAGUAAACGAUUGAGAUGUCCCACAAGCCAAUGUCUCCAUAUAUUCACCCUGUCUACGGCUCGGCGGACAAUCAAGUGCCCAAAAUGCAAAAGCACUAUUGAUUUGUCUGAUAGAGAAUCAAUGCUUAAGUGGUGCGAAGAUCAGUACAUGGUGGCUUUCGAGUUGAUGGAUAGGGAUGAGCCAAAACAAGCAAUUGACAUAUUAUGCCCAGCUGUUGAUACUUUUUACAAGAUAUCAGUGCCGCCUCAUAAGGAAACUCACCUGGCAGAAGAAAUGCUGAGGGCCUGCUUUGCCGAUUCAGGAAACACCUGGGAAAUUUUAAUAAAUGACAAAUAACAAUUGUUGUCUAUUAAUUUGCUUAAAAAUAAAUAAUGGCAUUUAUUGUUGUAUUUUAAUAGUAGUUCCAGAUUUUUCUUGGACGUUGGCCAAUGAAACGCUUUUAUUGCCGGCUUCUUUGUCUUUGCGUUUUUUCACGUGUCUGUCAUGUCGUCUCUUGAUUUCCAAUAUGUC